GCUGUGUUCCUGUGACUGACACUUGACCCCGCCCCAUGAAGUGAACGAGCCAAUGGCACCAGACGCCGGGUAUCUGUCCCCUCCCUGUUGGUGGAGCUGAAUGUGACCGUGAGGAAGUUGCUGUGCACUUUACCGGUCAUGACUGUGAACGUCCGGACUCUCUGCUGUAAAUAAAGCACCGACCCGCGCUGCGCCAAUUGCGCAAGGAUGACAGAGUCUGUGGAGGACACGCUGCCCGAGGAGGAGAGGGAGUUCCGGAAGACUGUGGCUCUGCUCGGCGGGAAAGAGCGAAUUUACUUGGUCAGUGAUGUCUAUGAAAGCAAAGAGGAGGACGCGGAGGACGCCGGGAUCCUGCAGGAGUUCAUACGUGACAUGUUUCACAGAGGCAGCCAUGUGAGAAGCAAUGGGCAACCCCACGCCUCCUCCCCAGACAACCCAGAAGACACUGCGAACGAGAACCACAUCUACAGCAAGACAGAGGCAGCUACGUGCAGCAAUGAAAUCCCUCUGACGGAGAGGCCCAGAGAUUUGGAUGUGGGAGCUAGCCCGGUGGUGCAGACGGGCUCCGGCAAAGGCAACGCGGGUUCCGCUGAGAGGACAGCGACGCGCAGGGCAAACAUUUCCAGCGUGAAGCGAGCGAUAGACUCGCCCAUCAUCAUCUUCAUCUUCAGACAGACGUUUGUCGGUAAAGAAUCCAGCGAGCUGUGCUUAAAGGAGAUCCUGAAGGACGUCAGGGCGCGCACGAAGCGUGCCAGUAUCGCGCAGCCGGCUCUCAUUGGAUUAAUCCACGCCAGACAGGAGAGCGCCGAGACGCGUCGGUGCGCGCAGCUCCUGGAGAGUCUGAUCCGCUCAGUGUUCCAUAAACAUCCGCCAGAGACUAUAUGGAGCGACUGUUUCAUCCCGGACACAGAGGCCAACAUGCUCAGCAUCAAGAGAAACACCUGCAGAGUUGUACACUCGUCCCAAACAGCAGAUAAUACCAGGAAUAGAGGGAACCCGCUUCUCUGGCCAUUCCAAUGUUUGUUCUGGCAUCGGAGAAGAGGAGGCAGCGGUCAGACAAACAACUCUACGAACAGCAGGCAAAGAGGAGACAGUCUAGAAGAAGGCAUCCCUCUGCAAAAAAACAAUUCUGUGACUGUUGGGUGCCAUGUGAACGGAGAACCACCUUGGGGUGACAGCUGAUGUCAGGACAUGUGAACUUAUGGCUGCAGGCCUAUAGCUAUGGACAAUCCUGGUUUAACUGUGAAGUUGGCCUCAUGAUGCUGCAGUGCUUUAAAGCAGGGUUUCCUUAUGAUGCUCAAAAUCCCAAUUCUGAGCCCACGUGAUUCAUUUCCUGAAGCAAUGAUUUGUUGGACAGUCAAAUCUGUUGCCAUCUUGCUGAUUGUUGUUUAUGUGUAGAGCAGUCAUACAAGCUGAAUCCCAUCAAGUCAGGGUUUUUUUUGGGGGGGAAGAGAUGUUCAGAUAGAGACUUGUACGUUAGCUUAUUGCAGGCAGAGACAGCAGAAUAUUGGAAGUAGACAUUUUACAGCACAAGCACAACUUUAACAUGAGGCACAGUCAAACACAGAACAAGAUCCACAUCUGGGCAAUGCGGGCAACUGCUCCAUGGGACCCCAAAACUCUAGGCUUACUGUUUAUCAACUGGUCUGUGCUAGUUGCAUUUAUUUUAUUUGUGCUCAUUAACAUUUAUUUUGGAAAAUUACAUCACAGUAUCAACUGACAUGAUAGAAGUCUUAAAAUUAGUUUUACUUUAUUAGUGUACCUGACUGAAGCUCAGUCUUUAAAAGGGACCCUGUGUCAAAAUCUAGUAUUUCUAGAUCCUAACUAUUAGUUUUAGACUAGUAUUACUAAUAUUAUGGUGGUGUUCCUUAAGUGGUGCUAACCAAAUGUGUACAUUUGACAUAUUUUCUAUUGUGCUAAAUUAAAUUAUUGCACAACUAAUCUAGAGCUAGAUCUAAUGAAGAAAAACUUCACUAAUUGCACAGAGAACAGGGGUAACUGUGAAAAGUGGCCCAACUCUUCUUAUUUUUACUGACCCUGUGAUUUAUUUUUCAGGAUUUGUGCCUUUACAUGAGUGCUAUUAUCAAUAGCAUUCUCUCUAACAGAAACUGAGUAGUCUGCUUUUCACUUUUUUAUUUAUAAAUGUAUGCUACAAAUUGUCUGUUAUAAAAAUAAACCCAUCUUGUA
Molecule: messenger RNA, 2187 nt
Organism: Paralichthys olivaceus (Japanese flounder)
Lineage: Eukaryota; Metazoa; Chordata; Actinopteri; Pleuronectiformes; Paralichthyidae
Source: RefSeq, a predicted model, not a curated record